UUCCGCGGGCGCGCCGCCGGGACAGCCCUCGCCUGGUCCUCCCGCGCCGCGCGGCCGCCUCGCCUCCGCCUGACCCCCGCCUCGCCCCGGCAUCCCCCCGCGCGCCGAGCCGCGCCCCGCCGCCGGCCCGGAGCCGCCCUCGCGAGCCGCCAGCCAUGGCUGCGGGCCCGGAGCCCCGACGGCGCCUGCUGCUGCUGCUGCUGCUGCUGCCGCUGCUGCCGCCGCCCUCGGCCCCCGCGACGGCGCCCUCCGAUCGAGCCCGCGGCGCCCCCGCGGUCAACCCAGACAAGCUGCUGGUGAUCACCGUGGCCACGGCGGAGACCGAGGGCUACCGGCGUUUUCUGCAGUCGGCCGAGUUCUUCAACUACACCGUGCGGACCCUAGGCUUGGGCCAGCAGUGGCGAGGCGGGGACGUGGCCCGCACGGUCGGCGGCGGCCAGAAGGUCAGGUGGCUUAAGCAGGAAAUGGAGAAACACGCAGACCGGGAAGACAUGGUCGUCAUGUUCGUGGACAGCUACGACGUGAUUCUGGCGGGCAGCCCCACGGAGCUGCUGAGGAAGUUCGUGCAGAGCGGCAGCCGGCUGCUCUUCUCCGCUGAGAGCUUCUGCUGGCCCGAGUGGGCGCUGGCGGAGCAGUACCCCGAGGUGGGCACGGGGAAGCGCUUCCUCAACUCGGGAGGGUUCAUUGGCUUCGCUCCCACCAUCUAUCACGUCGUGCGCCAGUGGAAGUACAAAGACGAUGACGAUGACCAGCUGUUCUACACCCGCCUGUACCUGGACCCCGGGCUGAGGGAGAAACUCAAGCUCAAUCUGGACCAUAAAUCCCGGAUCUUCCAGAACCUCAAUGGAGCCUUAGAUGAAGUGGUCUUAAAGUUCGACCAGAAUCGAGUGCGCAUCCGAAAUGUGGCCUACGACACGCUUCCUGUUGUGGUCCAUGGGAACGGCCCCACUAAGCUGCAGCUCAGCUACCUGGGGAACUAUGUCCCCAACGGCUGGACUCCCGGGGGAGGCUGCGGCUUCUGUGACCAGACCCGGAGGGCGCUCCCGGGGGGGCAGCCUCCCCCCCGGGUGCUGCUGGCCGUGUUUGUGGAGCAGCCCACCCCCUUCCUGCCCCGCUUCCUGCGGCGCCUGCUGCUCCUGGACUACCCCCCCGACCGGAUCUCCCUCGUCCUUCACAAUAACGAGGUGUACCACGAGCCUCACAUCGCGGACGCCUGGCCACAGCUCCGGGACCACUUCUCAGCCGUGAAACUGAUCGGACCAGAGGAGGCGCUGAGCCCCGCCGAGGCCCGGGACAUGGCCAUGGAUAGCUGUCGGCAGAGCCCCGAGUGCGAGUUCUACUUCAGCCUGGAUGCUGACGCCGUCCUGACCAACCCGGGCACCCUGCGCAUUCUCAUUGAACAAAACAGGAAGGUCAUCGCACCCAUGCUUUCCCGCCACGGCAAGCUGUGGUCCAACUUCUGGGGUGCCCUGAGCCCCGACGAGUACUACGCCCGCUCCGAGGACUACGUGGAGCUGGUGCAGCGGAAGCGAGUGGGCCUGUGGAACGUGCCCUACAUAGCCCAGGCCUACCUGAUCCGCGGGGACACCCUGAGGACGGAGCUGGCGCACAAGGACGUCUUCUCCGGCGGCGACACUGACCCCGACAUGGCUUUCUGCAAGAGCCUCCGCGACAGGGGCGUCUUCCUGCACCUCAGCAACCAGCACGAGUUCGGCCGGCUGCUCGCCACGGCCCGCUACGACACGGAGCGCCUGCACCCCGACCUCUGGCAGAUCUUUGACAACCCUGUGGACUGGCAAGAGCAGUACAUUCACGAGAACUACAGCCGCGCGCUGGCCGGGCCCGGGCUGGUGGAGCAGCCAUGCCCAGACGUGUACUGGUUCCCGCUGCUGACGGAGCAGAUGUGUGACGAGCUGGUGGAGGAGAUGGAGCACUAUGGCCAGUGGUCGGGAGGACGGCAUGAGGACUCGCGGCUGGCUGGGGGCUACGAGAACGUCCCCACGGUGGACAUCCACCUGAAGCAGGUGGGCUUCGAGGACCAGUGGCUGCAGCUGCUGCGGACCUACGUGGGGCCCAUGACCGAGCACCUGUUCCCCGGCUACCACACCAAGACGCGGGCGGUGAUGAACUUCGUGGUCCGCUACCGGCCAGAGGAACAGCCCUCUCUGCGGCCGCACCACGACUCCUCCACCUUCACCCUCAACGUCGCCCUCAACCGCAAGGGCGUGGACUACGAGGACCAUGUGCCCAGGGGAGGAGGCCACCCACGGUGGGCCGGGCCCUGUGUCAGCCCAGAGCGUGUCCGCAGGCCAGUGUGAUGGACAGGUGCAUUCCCGCGGUCCAGGCCUCUUCCCUCGGGAGACCAGCUUUGUCAAGUUGACGAACGCCAGCCAGCUGCACCCCUCCCUCCUGCCCCCUGUCUGCGAGGCUCUCUUUUCUUGGGGCCACAAACUCCCUGACAGUGUAGAGAAGGACGGGCUGUUGGGCUCGCAGUCUGAGGGUGCACAGUCAUGGCGGGCGUGGUGGAGGGAGCUUGAGCUGUUGCAGGUUAAGCUGUGCCCGCAGCCAGGAAGCAGAAGUGAGUGCCACCUUGCCUGGCUCUUGGUGUCAGGCCUGGACGGUGCUCCCUCAUGUGGCUGUGCUCCCCAGGCCAUCCCAGAAACUCCCUCCCGACGUCCGUCAGGUUUGCGGCUCCGCCCAGGCUGAGAGGCUCCUGCAGCCUCCCUGCCCUCCCUCGUCUGCUGACCUUGUCUGCUGACCUUUUCUCGGUGUCUCCCCAGG
Messenger RNA from Meriones unguiculatus (Mongolian gerbil), 2781 nucleotides. It is a transcript of the gene Plod3, whose product is annotated as procollagen-lysine,2-oxoglutarate 5-dioxygenase 3. The transcript is spliced from 19 exons. Bases 156 to 2318 code for a protein of 720 amino acids. Gene Ontology annotation, molecular function: iron ion binding; procollagen glucosyltransferase activity; L-ascorbic acid binding. Gene Ontology annotation, biological process: peptidyl-lysine hydroxylation. Gene Ontology annotation, cellular component: endoplasmic reticulum. Lineage: Eukaryota; Metazoa; Chordata; Mammalia; Rodentia; Muridae. The record is from RefSeq and is a predicted model, not a curated record.